AUGGCGUCUAAAAGGUCAAAAAAUGCAAAAAACUCAAAAAAAAGAAAGCAAGCACUUGACGUUCUUGAAGGAAAAAGAAGAAAACAAGCACUUGACGUUCCUGAAGGACAGAAUGAAAGCCAACAAAAUAUAUUUGCACAAAUGUUAUCAGUAGAAUCUUCAGAAAUUCCUAAAGAUCAGCACACAGAUCGUGAAAAAUCACCUACUGGUCCUUUAGUACUCGUUACUCCAUUUGAUGUAGAUCGUGGAAGAUCUUUAGUUAAAUCUGUUUCUUUUACUCCAGCAAAUCGUGAGAAAUCCUCAACAAAUCGAGAGAAUUCUUUAGUCAGGACUGCGCAUACUGAAACUUCCAUUUCAACUACAUUGAAGCCAUCUGUAACUCCUAUGAAAAUUGAUUAUUAUAACGUCGAUGACGAUGAUAAAGAAGAACAUAAUGAUAACCACGAUAAAAGUGAUACCAGUGAGAAUUUACAAAAACCACAUAAUGUAGAGGGUGAACGUUACCUAACUGUGAAAGAGUUUAAUUAUGCCAUGAAUGCAUUAGAUGGAAAGGUAAACGCCAUCUACAAACUUUGUCGAUAUAUUGGAAAUCAGAAACAAAAAAGUAUUCAAGAUACGCAAAAUGUUGCAAAAAGUGAUGUAUUAAGCGAUGAUUUCUGGAAUCGAGUUUAUAAAAAUGUAGCUAAAGAACUUAUUCCAACGUCUUUAUAUCCUUCGAAUAUAGAGUACCGAAAGGCUUUAGAAACAUAUUUAUCUAAAUAUGCAGAACAUUACAUUAAAAAUAUUGGGCAAAACGCGUGGAUUUCUUUAUUUUCAGAUAAGUUGUUGGCAGAGAUAAAAACUAAAUGCAGAAGCAGGAGAAAUGAUUUUGCCGCAAGUAUCAGGAGUGCCAUGUUUUCCGUCUUUGGAGAACAGCGAUUGGAACGCAUAGAUAACAAUUCUCCUUCUAUGAAGAUCGCUGAAUAGAAACAGAAUCAAAAAACGCGUAAUGCGUUUUAUGAACUUUUCAAAAAUCACGAUAUUCUAACGAAAAUUGGCCAUUCGGUUUUCAAACAGUAUAGGGAUAAAGAACUUCCUUUUACGCAUUGUGCGUAUAUUUUAUCAAUAUGUGACAUCUUGUUAAAUCCCAAUAGCUAUAGUAUUAAGUGUAAUGACAAGUCUGUUACGAAAAGAGUCGAAUUUUUUCUAGUAAAUAAUUUUCGCAAAUUUUCGCAGUUCUUUUAAUCUUUUAAUAUUUUACAGAUAUUAAUCUAUAAUUAAUUAACAGCAAGCGUUUAGAAAUAAAACGCAAAUAACUCCUCGAAUAAUGG
Messenger RNA from Rhizophagus irregularis DAOM 181602=DAOM 197198, 1310 nucleotides. The record is from RefSeq and is a predicted model, not a curated record. Lineage: Eukaryota; Fungi; Glomeromycota; Glomeromycetes; Glomerales; Glomeraceae.